This is a messenger RNA of Sclerotinia sclerotiorum 1980 UF-70, 2097 nucleotides long. RefSeq lists its product as hypothetical. Gene Ontology annotation, cellular component: mitochondrion; cytosol. The coding region runs from base 1 to 2097 and encodes 698 amino acids. The transcript is spliced from 3 exons. Lineage: Eukaryota; Fungi; Ascomycota; Leotiomycetes; Helotiales; Sclerotiniaceae. Gene Ontology annotation, biological process: tyrosyl-tRNA aminoacylation. The record is from RefSeq and is a predicted model, not a curated record. Gene Ontology annotation, molecular function: tyrosine-tRNA ligase activity; RNA binding; ATP binding.
AUGGCAACGACUUCUCUCCUUCAGCGUUCGGCUCGACCUGACCUUUACGUUUGCGCAAGAUGCGCUUUUAAAGCGUCCCUCAAUUCGAAUAAAGCGUCAAGAAGAUGGAUCGGAACGAAAUACUUAGCCAAGGUGGCAGAUGCGGAAAUACAGUGGGCAAAAAAGGCCGCGGAUAUUAAGGCAGGGAAGACGAAGAGCAUGCUCUCAAUCCUGGAGGAGCGAGGAUAUGUACAUCAAAUAACUGGUUCGAGAGACGAGGUCGAUCGUAUGAUGACAGAAAAGCGGCUUGGUGCAUAUGUGGGCGUAGAUCCAACUGCGCCUUCACUUCACAUUGGCCACUUAUUACCUCUCAUGUCCCUGUUUUGGAUGUAUGUACAUGGUUACCAUACGGUAUCACUGGUCGGGGGCGCAACUGCAAAAAUUGGUGAUCCGACUGAUCGCUUGACGACGAGAGAAAAAAUGAAGAGUACAACCAGGAAUGAGAACAUAUUGAAGAUGCAUUAUCAAAUGAAAGGUAUAUGGCUAAACGUCGAGGCAUAUGGAAGAAAACACGGAUACAAAUGGGAAUGGGCAUGGAAAAGGGGUUUGGUCAACAAUAACGCCUGGAUGAAUGGUUUGACGGUGAUGGAGCUUCUCCAAGUCCUUGGACCAGGUAUGAGAAUGGGUGCGAUGAUUGCAAAAGAUACUGUCAAGAAUAAGAUGAAUAAAGGAGAUGGCAUGUCAUAUGCUGAGUUUACCUAUCCUUUGUUGCAAUCAUGGGACUGGUGGCACAUGUACAAUACGAAAGGCAUAACGAUGCAGAUCGGUGGCUCUGAUCAGUACGGCAACAUCACGGCUGGUGUUGAUGCUGUCAAAUACAUUCUAGCGAACCAUCCUGACCCCACCAUCAAAGAGCAACACGAGAAAGCAACGCCGCCCUUUGGAUUUACAGUUCCCCUCUUAACUACAUCAUCAGGAGCGAAAUUUGGAAAGAGUGCUGGAAAUGCUUUAUGGCUGGAUAAGGACAUGAUGAGUUCGUUCGAUCUGUAUGGCCAUUUUCUUCGUACAUCAGAUCAAGAUGUGGAAAAAUACCUUAAACUUUUCACAUUCAUGCCUGUUGAGGAAAUCACUAAAUUAAUGGAGGAACAUAUGAAGGCACCUUCUCAACGACAAGCUCAACACAAAUUAGCGCGAGAUUUUCUCGAACUCGUUCAUGGAGAACCGGAGGCCAAGGCUGCCGAGCUUCAGCACCGACUUCUUUUCAGCAAAUCGAAUAACGCGGAGAAUUUGGAGAAGUUGCAGAAUGAUUUAAAGCUGGCCGAGCACAAACUGGCAUCUCACCCGCAGGGUACCAACGCAUCCAAUAGACCGAGUGCAGAUCUUAAGUUACCACGAUCCUUCGUAAUGUCCAGAAGUAUUCCAAGAAUUGUAGUCGCCGCCGGCCUUUGUGACACAAAUUCGGAAGCUAAUCGCCUUUGUGGUGCUGCUGGACUUUAUAUCGGUGGAUCUAGGCCUUUGGGAUAUAAAGGAAAGGACGACGCCUUAGUUUUCACACCGAUUAAAAGAUGGCAAAAUGAGGAUACCCAUCACUACCUCAUCGAUGGUUCAAUGCUUGUUCUUCGACGUGGUAAAUCUAACAUUCGAAUCAUCAAAAUCGUCCCAGAUAAAGAGUACAUUGCAGAAGGUUUGUCCUUCCCUGGUCAUGAAGAUUGGAUCAAACAGAAAAUGCCAAAGAAAUUGAACGAAGAGGGCGAAAUAAUUGAAGAGGAAAAAAACCCAAAUAUAGAUGUGAAUGGAGUCGACAGAUCAGACAGAGAGGAGAUCAAGCGGUUGAGAGUGGAAAGGAGAGCUCGAUCGCAUGAAAUUUCACAGCAGAGAUGGCAGGACAAGGAUGCAAGGCGCCAACAGCGGAUGCAGCUGCUUCAAGCCGACCUGAGAGAGACAAAUCAACUCUCAUCGGAAAAGGUAGACCUGGAUAAUUUGGUGAAGAGGGUGAGGUCAGAUGUAUCACCUCGGGACGGUGAUGAUCUUUUAAUAAGAAAGAUAGAUUCCGAUGCAACUGAGGGCUGGUGGAAUCCACUGCGCGGCGAUGGUAGAGCCGACGAGUCGAAAAGCUAG